This is a messenger RNA of Parastagonospora nodorum SN15, 987 nucleotides long. RefSeq lists its product as hypothetical. Bases 1 to 987 code for a protein of 328 amino acids. The record is from RefSeq and is a predicted model, not a curated record. NCBI's taxonomy places the organism in Eukaryota, Fungi, Ascomycota, Dothideomycetes, Pleosporales, Phaeosphaeriaceae. The transcript has a single exon.
AUGCGCUACUCUGCUGUUCUCGCUUCGGCCCUUGCUGGGAGCGUGGUUGCUAUGCCAUACUUGGAGGAGCGAGCACUCGUCACCCGUCUUCACACGGCGACCGCGAUUGAAACAGUCGUUGUCUUCGUCACGGUCACCCGCGCUCGAUCAUCUUCUGUCCCGGGUCAGCAGCCUACGGGAACCGCAGCACCAAUCGGCUUGACCUUGACCUCCUCCACGCCAUCCAGGGCUGCGUCGUCGUCGGUCCGUGUGAGUUCUGCGUCUAGCGCCGCCUCCAUUGCGACCGCUGUGGGCUCUCCGACCAGGGUGAGCUCAUCCGUCGCGGUACAAUCGUCCAGCCGAGCUGUUUCUUCAUCUCCCGCGGUGCGGUCUUCAACCCAGGCUGUCUCUUCAUCUACUUUGCCGUCACCCACUGCUUCUUCGCAGGUUGGACCGAGCCAUGUGAGCGGCCCUGCGCAGGCAACUCUUUCUUCAGGCGUCGACUACCGCAACGCUAUUCUGUACCACCACAACGCUGCCCGUGCCAAUCACCGAGCUGCGCCACUCGUAUGGGACACGAGCUGCGAACAGAAUGCCCGUAUUGCCGCCGAGACGUGCAACUUUGCGCAUUACAUUCCUGACGGCGUCCGAAAUGGCCAAAACCUCUUCACUGUCUCUGGCAACGCGUUCAACGUCACCGCUGGCAUCACGGAGAGCUGGUAUAAGGGCGAGCUCCCGUACAUGAACGGAAACUUUGGCCUCGCCAGUCUCAGUGACAACGUCUUCCACCAGGUUGGCCACUUGACCCAGCUGCUCUGGCAGGAUACUACCGGUGUCGGCUGUGUCUCCAUCGACUGUGGCACCAAUAUGAAGGUGGGCGGCGUCCAGUCCACUUUGAACAAGUUCACCGUCUGCAACUACGCGCCGCCAGGCAACAUUGCUGGCCAGUACGGUGCAAAGGUCCAACCACCCAUCUCCACCACCAACCUUGGUAGCUGGUCUGAUUAG